This is a messenger RNA of Myotis lucifugus (little brown bat), 270 nucleotides long. RefSeq names its product keratin-associated protein 6-2-like. The transcript has 2 exons. Bases 1 to 270 code for a protein of 89 amino acids. NCBI's taxonomy places the organism in Eukaryota, Metazoa, Chordata, Mammalia, Chiroptera, Vespertilionidae. The record is from RefSeq and is a predicted model, not a curated record.
AUGUGCUGCAACUACUACGGGAACUCCUACGGGGGCUGUGGCUACGGCUCUGGCUAUGGCUCUGGCUAUGGCUGUGGCUAUGGCUCUGGCUAUGGCUGUGGCUAUGGAUCCAGAUAUGGCUGUGGCUACGGCUCUGGCUAUGGCUGUGGCUAUGGAUCUGGCUACGGCUGUGGCUAUGGCUCCGGCUGUGGCUAUGGCUCUGGCUAUGGCAGUGGCUGCUGUACCUUCCGACCAUCCUGCUACCAACGAUGCUAUUCCACUUGCUGCUAG